This is a messenger RNA of Drosophila eugracilis, 1053 nucleotides long. RefSeq lists its product as uncharacterized. Bases 87 to 920 code for a protein of 277 amino acids. The transcript is spliced from 4 exons. The record is from RefSeq and is a predicted model, not a curated record. NCBI's taxonomy places the organism in Eukaryota, Metazoa, Arthropoda, Insecta, Diptera, Drosophilidae.
UUCUUCUUUAGUUGAUCGUGAGAUUUCAUCUGGAACAGAUCGCAUUUAGUGCCUAAUCAUCCGUUGCAACAGGAGUCUCUGCCAAAAUGGUCACCAAAUCCUUGACUUACUUGGCCAUCUUCAGCCUUUCUUGGGGCUUAAUUGCGGGGACAGCAGUUGAUCAGUAUGGAAUCUUUGGACGUGCAGACAUUUCCACAACGGAACGGAAUAAUGCAGAAUUGCGGUGUAUGAACAUUAGUCCACAGAAUUCUGUGGAUUUCGAGCAGAUAAUGGGGAUCUGGUAUGGCAGCGAGAUCAUCGUACACACUCAAGACUUUCCCGGAACCUACGAGUACGACUCAUGUGUGAUUAUCCACCUAGCCGAUGUCACUGAACAGAUUCAACAGACAAAUGUGUACGGAAAUCAAAACUACAACAGGAAUCGAAACAACUAUGGAAGCCCCACCACAACCACGACUCAAUUCCCUUAUUUCGAGAGAACCACUAGGGGUCAGCAGAAGUUUUUGCGUUUGGUGUGGAGCGAGCGGGACAAUAAUCUGGAGUACACCUUCAACUAUAGCACCUCUACACCCGGUCAGUGGUCAAACAUUGGGGAUCAGCGAGGUUCCUUGGUCACCUUGAACUCCUACACCCAGUUCACUGGAACCGUUCAGGUGGUUAAAGCUGUCAACGAUCAUCUGGUGCUUACCUUCUGCGGGAAUGAUGUAAAGAGCUCUAUAUACACGGUGGUACUCACCCGCAAUCGUCUUGGUUUAACUUCAGAUGAGCUGCGCAGCAUCCGGAAUAUGCUUUCCCGGCGUGGACUUUACACGGAGACCAUUCGCAAGGUCUGCAAUGGCUGUGGCCAGCUGACUGGUAGCCUCUUCACUCUGUUUGCCCUUUUCCUGGUCGUCCGUUUUGGCUGGGGGCGUGGCCAGUAAACGAAAGGGGAUCGCCACAUCGCCGAUCUUUAGCCGGCGUAUUUAAUGAGUCCAGCCAUAUUACGUUAAUUCAUGUAUAUUUUACUUAAGCAAUACAGAAGCGAGAUCGCCGAGUGCACUCCCUGAAAACAAA